CAAUCUUUAUCACCUGAAAUAUUCUUUUCCUUCUCAUUUCUGUUCCAUUUUAGCCACAAUCACACACACAAAACACUCAUAAAUCAGUCAAAAUCAUCACUUCAAUUUAACUUAUUUUUUUCUUUCUUCUUCCAAGAAAAUUUUUUUAGCCAUCCAUGGCUUCAAUUUCACCUCCAACACCUCACAAACUUUCCUUCACAACCCACAAAUUCCUCCCCACUAGAAAAAGACCAUUCUACCCUCCUCCUCCUUUCCGAUCAUCUCUCUGCCGCUGCUGCUCUAGCUCCUCCGAGCAGUGGCCAUGGCAGGGUGUAAUUGGAAGUGCAAUGAAAAAGAUUGAAUCUUUCUUCAAUAAUUCAGAUGAUUAUAAGAGUAAGAACAAAAAUAAAGAUGAGGGUAGGAUUGGAAAUGAUGGGAAUGUUAGGAAUGGGAAAAGUGAAGAAGAAGAAGAUUGGGAUUGGGAUAGAUGGAAAAGACAUUUUGAUGAAAUGGAUGAGCAAGAACGUAUCUUAACUGUUUUGAAGUCACAAUUGAGUCGUGCUGUGAAUAGAGAGGAUUAUGGGGAUGCUGCUACUCUCAAGGUGGCAAUUGCAGCUGCUGCUACAAAUGAUGCAGUUGGCAGAGUGAUGUCACAGCUGAAUGGAGCAGUAGCAGAAGAGCGCUACCAGGAUGCAGCUUUGUUGCGAGAUACUGCCGGUGCUGGACUGGUGGGAUGGUGGUCUGGCAUAUCAGAAGAUGUACAUGAUCCUUAUGGUUUGAUAAUACGUAUAACUGCAGAGCAUGGAAGAUAUGUGGCAAGGAGUUAUAGUCCUAGACAGCUUUCUACAGCUGCAGUUGGUGUUCCUGUGUUUGAGAUCUUUCUUACCAAGAACAAGAAAGGGGACUUCAAGCAGCAGGCUGUGUAUUUGAAAAGAAAAGGACUGUUUCAAGACCCUUCAACAGUAUCGUCUAAAACAUUGGGUGCAAGCAACCGCAUUAAUCCAUCCGGGACAACUGAAGAAAAAAAAGAUCUAUUUGUGGUUAGUACUGAAGAAACUGAAGAAGACGAUGAUGAUACAGAAGAUGGUUCUGAUUUUGCUGAGGGGGUGCCUGGGUUUCAAAAUAUUUUGCAGGAUAUGAUUCCUGGUGUAAAGGUCAAGGUUUUGAAAGUUACAACUUCUGCAAAGGUAGACAAGGAUUUUUUAUCUAAGGUUAUAGAACAGAUAAUGGAUGAAGAAGAUGAAGAGGAGGAUGCUGAAUUAGAAAGUGUAGACGCAGAAGAUGAAAGUAGUGGUGAAAGUGACCAAGAAAGAGAUGAGAUCGAAAUGGAUGCUGUUCAUGGAAUCAUAGAGGAUGAUAAGCCAAGUGAAAUUUCAGUUAAAGUUGUUGUUGGAGGUCUUCCUCAGAAAUUUUCAGGAAAUGUCCUUUCAAAGAAGUCACUUAGAGUACCUGCUAAGCUAGAGAAAAAGGGACGGAGUUCAUUUUUGUUUUCCAUUGAGAAAGAUGUCAAUAAACAGGAUUCUGAUGCCAAGGAAGCAGCCUCGGCGGGUAGACAAGCCAAGUUGCAAGGUCUGCGUAGUGCAGACAGCAUUAUGGUAGAUCUUGCUAAGUUCAUUGGCCAGGAGAAGAUACCCAUGAAAGUACUCAAAGAUGUUGGCAACUUGAUAAAUUUUACCCUCAGUCAGGCUCAAAACCGGCAACCACUUUCUGGAUCAACAACUUUCCAUCGGAUUGAAACAUCAGCGUCGCCAGAUCCUCUGAAUGGACUGUAUAUUGGAGCACAUGGGUUGUACUCCUCAGAAGUUAUACACCUGCAACGUAAAUUUGGUCAGUGGCAAGAUAAUCGUGGGACCAAGGAACCAUCUAAUCUAGAAUUUUACGAAUAUGUUGAAGCUGUCAAAUUAACUGGAGAUCCAUAUGUACCUGCUGGACAGGUGGCCUUUCGUGCUAAGGUUGGAAAAAGAUAUCAGCUACCUCAUAAAGGCAUCAUUCCUGAAGAAUUUGGAGUGAUUGCUCGGUACAGAGGACAAGGAAGGCUGGCUGAGCCUGGCUAUCAAAAUCCUCGAUGGGUUGAUGGGGAACUUGUUGUUCUUGAUGGAAAGUACAUCAAAGGGGGCCCUGUUGUCGGGUUUGUGUAUUGGGCUCCUGAAUAUCACUUUUUGGUAUUCUUCAAUCGUCUAAGGCUGCAAAAAUAGAUAGCUAUGUACAUAUGUUCAGAUUGGUUAUUCUCUCUUUGUAUUUGGUGAGUGUGAAACACAAAGACUAUUUCUUUCCAGCCUGCUCUUUAACUUCUCCGGCAAUGUACUUCUUGUAGUACGCCGGCAAGUCUAAUCCAAUCCGACUACCUAACUGUUGAAUAUGUAAGCUUAUUAACAUAAUGAAGUUAACCAAAGAAGCUUGGAGAUGCAGUAUGUACUCGGUCGUCGCUGCAUAUCUUUUAGCAGUCUUUCCCUGCGACGUGCUAAAUUUUGCAAUCUCGUCUUUUGAUUUUUGAAAAUGCAGCCAUGAUACAGCAGAAGGUUCGUUCGUAGCUUCAAUAAUAAUUGUUUUUCAGAAUCAGAAGUAAUAUGCUUGCCCUAUAGGCUAUAAUAAUCGACAUAUGUGGCUAGGCAAGUGCAAUCUAUCUGAUGUAAAGGCUAGUGUAGUUUAUUAGUAUGAUCAAACUGUUUUCUGAGAGCAGUAAUAGAAUGAGCUUGGUUACUGUCAGAUGUUGUACUUUGUAAUUAUUUGAUUUGUUUCAUUACAAGAAUUAAAUGCAGCUUUAUCUAUGUUAUUUUGCAAA
Molecule: messenger RNA, 2761 nt
Organism: Mercurialis annua (annual mercury)
Lineage: Eukaryota; Viridiplantae; Streptophyta; Magnoliopsida; Malpighiales; Euphorbiaceae
Product: protein EXECUTER 1, chloroplastic
Exons: 12
Coding region: 156-2174 (672 amino acids)
Biological process (GO): singlet oxygen-mediated programmed cell death; response to singlet oxygen
Cellular component (GO): thylakoid membrane
Source: RefSeq, a predicted model, not a curated record